GUACUUUAUCAAUAUACUUUAGAAUCAUGCAGUAUAUAGUAUAUACACUGAAAUAUGUGUAAAUGUGUGAAAACGGGUUAGGGUUUACGGGACGUGAUAUUUGCAGUGUAAUUAUUAGUGCAAUUAGGAACUAAUGAGCGUUGCCGCGAGGGGUCUGUGUCACGUGACGACGCGGCUGCUUCGCUCCUCCGCGCUGCGUGUGACGGAUGGGCUGCGCGCGCUCGCUUAGCUCCUCGCGGGGGGGGGACGCCAAGCUCCGGUGCGGUCACGCGCAGUCCCGACGCCGCGCGGUCUGCAGCGCGAGUGCAGCACGAACCCUGCGUCCCGCCAGCCGAGAUGCGCUCGUGCGGUGUCUGUGCGCUCGCGGCGGCCGUCGCCGUUGCCCUGUGCGUGUCGGCCGCGCCCUCCUCGGGGCUCCGGCGCGUCUGGGCCGGGGCUCCGCCGCCGGUGCAGCCGUGCCAGGCGCCCAUGCAGUGGGAGGGCCGGACGGUGGAGUACGAGCACAGCACGGGGAGGAACAACCGGGCCAUGAUGUCCUAUGAUGGAGAGAACCAGAGGAUCCGCGUGCUGGAGGAGAAGAGGGGGCACGUGCCUUGCAAGAAGUACUUUGAAUAUAUCUAUUUGUACCAGAAUGCCGUGAUGUUCCAAAUCGAGCAAGUCACCAAAGCGUGCUCGAAAAUCGCUCUGACGGAACCGUGGGAUCCGUACGAUAUUCCAGACAACUCCACCUACGAAGACCAGUACUUCAUUGGCGGGCCGGGCGACAUGAUCGAGGUGCAGGAAUGGUCGGACAGGAAGCCCGCACGCAAAAAUGAAGCCUGGGUGGGCGUCUACACGGUAAAGGACUGCUACCCGGUCCAGGAGACCUACACGAGGAACAGCAGCGUGACGACCUCCACCCGCUUUUUCGACCUACAGCUGGGGAUCAGCGACCCCGGCGUGUUCACCCCGCCCGAGUCGUGCCGGUCCGCCGGGGCCGAGAGGAUGGGCCGAGGCUGUUGAGCGUCCGUGUCCACGGGGGGACACGGAGACGCGCUCGAGUCGUACACCUAUGACGCACCUAGCUCUCAUUGUGGGGGGUCUGGGGGAGGAGGCUGCAAAAGAGCAUAGAAGCUGUAAGAAAUGCUUGUUAGUCUCUUAGUGAUGGAAAGCCCACGUCGCUGGCAUGUCGUUUGAUACAAGUCCAGAGAUGGUUCCCUUCCGGACGAAGCUUAACCGCAUUGGUCACGGUGGGGUUUACUGUAGCACACAGAUAGCAGCAUGUUUAUCAAGUUUACUUUUAUUUCCACUGGAACUUUAAGGGCGAGUUAGAGAAUGAAUCUUGGUGCCUCCUGAAUGGGUUUGAAGAAAUAAAAUCUCAGCGUGUCCCUCUGGUCUGUCGCGGUAAUCACUACCUCUGUAUUAAUCCGAGAAGAUGGAUAAACGUAUAUUACCUGCUUCUGUGUACGAGCGCAAUCGUAGUGAUAGAACUUAGAUUAAAAUGUAUAUUUGCUA
Messenger RNA from Scleropages formosus (Asian bonytongue), 1494 nucleotides. RefSeq names its product ependymin related 1 (gene epdr1). Gene Ontology annotation, biological process: cell-matrix adhesion. The record is from RefSeq and is a predicted model, not a curated record. Bases 337 to 1002 code for a protein of 221 amino acids. NCBI's taxonomy places the organism in Eukaryota, Metazoa, Chordata, Actinopteri, Osteoglossiformes, Osteoglossidae. Gene Ontology annotation, molecular function: calcium ion binding. The transcript has 3 exons. Gene Ontology annotation, cellular component: extracellular region; lysosome.